Messenger RNA from Tribolium castaneum (red flour beetle), 7980 nucleotides. RefSeq names its product pre-mRNA processing factor 8 (gene Prp8). Gene Ontology annotation, cellular component: U5 snRNP; catalytic step 2 spliceosome. Gene Ontology annotation, molecular function: protein binding; U1 snRNA binding; pre-mRNA intronic binding. Bases 161 to 7255 code for a protein of 2364 amino acids. Lineage: Eukaryota; Metazoa; Arthropoda; Insecta; Coleoptera; Tenebrionidae. The transcript is spliced from 26 exons. The record is from RefSeq and is a predicted model, not a curated record. Gene Ontology annotation, biological process: spliceosomal tri-snRNP complex assembly; mRNA splicing, via spliceosome.
UGUGAGAUUGGUAUUGAUAAUCGUAAAUAUGGCGCUUGCAGGUGAUGUGUGCGAAUGAGAAAAUGAACGCCGCAUCAAAACGUAAAGUGAACGUUUUAGAUGCAUUUAAGCACUAAAACAGUAAAAUUAUCAAUUUUGUUCAAGUUUUAAAAGGACAAGAAUGUCGCUGCCCCCGUAUCUUUUGGGGCCGAACCCAUGGGCCACCAUGAUGGCCCAGCAGCACCUGGCUGCAGCCCAUGCCCAGGCCCAGGCCGCUGCAGCUCAGGCCCAUGCUCAUGCUUUACAACAACAAAUACCGCCCCCACAUCCAAAGUCGGAUGUGAUGACUGAAGAAAAACUCCAGGAAAAAGCCCAAAAGUGGCAUCAACUUCAGUCGAAACGAUUUGCCGAUAAACGAAAACUUGGCUUCGUUGAUGCCCAGAAGGAGGAUAUGCCGCCUGAGCACAUUCGGAAGAUUAUUAGGGAUCAUGGGGACAUGAGCAGUCGUAAAUAUCGACACGAUAAACGCGUUUAUUUGGGCGCUUUAAAAUACAUGCCUCAUGCCGUAAUGAAGUUAUUGGAAAACAUGCCAAUGCCUUGGGAACAAAUAAGGGACGUUAAAGUUUUGUACCACAUAACUGGUGCUAUAACUUUUGUUAAUGAAAUUCCAUGGGUGAUUGAGCCCAUUUACAUAGCCCAGUGGGGAACAAUGUGGAUUAUGAUGCGACGUGAAAAACGCGAUCGUCGUCAUUUCAAGCGAAUGCGAUUUCCACCGUUCGAUGACGAAGAACCGCCUCUAGAUUAUGCCGAUAACGUGCUAGAUGUUGAGCCACUUGAAGCCAUUCAGAUUGAAUUGGACGCAGAGGAAGACGCCGAAGUUGCGAAAUGGUUUUACGACCACAAACCAUUAGUUGGUAUGAAGUAUGUGAAUGGCCCAACGUACCGGAAAUGGAAUUUAACGCUACCUAUGAUGGCGACAUUGUAUCGUUUGGCAAACCAACUACUGACCGAUUUAGUUGAUAACAAUUAUUUUUAUCUUUUUGAUACCAAGAGUUUCUUUACGGCGAAAGCUUUAAAUAUGGCUAUACCUGGAGGGCCUAAAUUUGAACCGCUUAUCAAGGAUAUGAAUCCUGCGGACGAAGACUGGAAUGAGUUUAACGAUAUCAAUAAAAUUAUAAUUAGGCAACCUAUUAGGACCGAAUAUAGGAUAGCGUUUCCAUAUUUGUACAACAACAUGCCUCAUUUUGUGCACUUGUCGUGGUAUCACGCCCCAAAUGUGGUUUACAUUAAGACAGAAGAUCCCGAUCUCCCAGCCUUUUAUUUUGACCCGUUAAUAAACCCAAUCUCGCACCGACAUGCCGUCAAAAGUUUGGAACCUCUACCCGAAGACGACGAAGAAUACAUUUUACCAGAACAUGUGCAACCCUUUUUGCAAGAAACACCACUUUAUACAGAUAACACAGCUAACGGUAUUGCCCUGUUAUGGGCUCCUCGUCCAUUUAACUUGCGUUCAGGACGUUGUCGCCGGGCCAUUGAUGUACCAUUGGUCAAAACAUGGUACAUGGAACAUUGUCCUCCUGGACAACCGGUUAAAGUGCGCGUUAGUUACCAGAAAUUGUUAAAAUACUAUGUUCUUAACGCGCUUAAACACCGGCCUCCUAAAGCACAGAAAAAACGCUACUUGUUCCGUUCAUUCAAAUCCACCAAAUUUUUCCAAACUACUACACUUGACUGGGUUGAAGCUGGUUUGCAAGUUUGUAGGCAAGGUUACAACAUGCUCAACUUGCUCAUUCACCGGAAAAAUCUCAAUUAUCUUCAUUUGGACUACAACUUUAAUUUGAAACCUGUCAAGACUUUGACGACAAAAGAACGUAAAAAAUCCAGAUUUGGGAAUGCUUUCCAUCUGUGUAGGGAAAUUCUACGUUUGACUAAACUCAUAAUAGACUCACACGUUCAAUACAGACUUAACAACGUUGAUGCGUUUCAACUGGCUGAUGGUUUGCAGUACAUUUUUGCCCAUGUCGGUCAAUUGACUGGCAUGUACAGAUACAAAUACAAGUUGAUGAGACAAAUCAGAAUGUGUAAAGAUUUGAAACAUUUGGUAUAUUAUCGUUUCAAUACGGGUCCAGUUGGGAAAGGUCCAGGUUGUGGAUUUUGGGCUCCAGGUUGGAGGGUUUGGUUGUUCUUUAUGAGGGGAAUUACACCUCUGCUUGAACGUUGGCUCGGCAAUUUACUGUCACGGCAGUUUGAAGGCAGACACUCCAAAGGUGUUGCUAAAACUGUGACCAAGCAAAGGGUUGAGUCUCACUUCGAUCUUGAGUUAAGAGCUUCAGUUAUGCACGAUAUUGUCGAUAUGAUGCCUGAAGGUAUCAAACAGAAUAAAGCCAGGACCAUUUUGCAGCAUUUGUCCGAAGCGUGGCGGUGUUGGAAGGCCAAUAUUCCUUGGAAAGUUCCUGGUUUACCAAUCCCCAUCGAAAACAUGAUCCUACGAUAUGUGAAAAUGAAAGCCGAUUGGUGGACAAACACAGCUCAUUACAACAGAGAACGAAUUCGCAGAGGCGCAACUGUUGAUAAAACAGUGUGCAAAAAGAAUUUGGGAAGACUGACACGGUUGUAUUUGAAAGCAGAACAAGAGCGACAACACAAUUACUUGAAGGAUGGUCCUUACAUCAGUCCUGAAGAAGCAGUAGCUAUCUACACUACAACAGUGCAUUGGCUUGAGUCACGAAGAUUUGCUCCAAUUCCUUUCCCACCUUUGUCUUACAAACACGAUACUAAACUUCUGAUCUUGGCUUUGGAACGUCUCAAAGAAGCAUACAGUGUUAAAUCGCGACUCAAUCAAAGUCAACGAGAAGAAUUGGGUUUGAUUGAACAAGCUUAUGAUAAUCCACACGAAGCUCUUUCGAGAAUUAAGCGACAUUUAUUGACACAGCGAGCUUUUAAAGAAGUAGGGAUCGAGUUUAUGGACUUGUACAGUCAUUUGAUUCCGGUGUAUGACGUUGAACCACUUGAGAAAAUCACCGAUGCGUAUUUAGACCAAUAUUUGUGGUACGAAGCUGAUAAAAGGAGAUUGUUUCCACCGUGGAUCAAACCUGCCGAUACUGAACCUCCUCCUUUACUUGUCUACAAGUGGUGUCAAGGAAUCAAUAAUCUACAAGACGUUUGGGACGUUUCGGAGGGCGAAUGUAACGUUCUCCUAGAAUCAAAGUUUGAGAAACUCUACGAAAAAAUUGACUUGACUCUGUUGAAUCGAUUGUUACGUUUGAUUGUCGACCAUAAUAUUGCUGAUUACAUGACGGCUAAAAACAACGUUGUGAUUAAUUACAAAGACAUGAAUCAUACGAACAGUUACGGGAUAAUUAGGGGUCUACAGUUUGCUUCGUUUAUAACACAGUAUUAUGGUUUGGUUUUGGAUUUGUUGGUGCUUGGGUUGCAGAGGGCUAGCGAAAUGGCAGGGCCACCACAGAUGCCGAAUGAUUUUCUCACAUUCCAAGAUGUUUCAACGGAAACUUGCCAUCCGAUAAGGCUCUAUUGUCGAUACGUUGACAAGAUUCACAUGUUCUUCAGAUUUACAGCUGAGGAAGCUCGCGAAUUGAUUCAAAGAUACUUGACUGAACAUCCUGAUCCAAAUAAUGAAAAUAUUGUUGGUUACAAUAACAAGAAAUGUUGGCCCAGGGAUGCCAGAAUGAGAUUGAUGAAACAUGACGUUAACCUGGGUCGAGCUGUAUUUUGGGACAUCAAAAAUCGUCUGCCCCGGUCUGUGACAACUAUACAAUGGGAGAACAGUUUUGUGAGCGUCUAUUCGAAAGAUAAUCCAAAUCUUUUGUUUAAUAUGUGCGGUUUUGAGUGCAGAAUUUUACCAAAGUGUCGUACUCAACAUGAAGAAUUCACCCAUCGUGAUGGAGUGUGGAACCUGCAACACGAAGGUAGUAAAGAAAGAACAGCCCAGUGCUUCUUGAGAGUCGACGAUGAAUCAAUGAGCCGCUUCCAUAACAGAGUCAGGCAAAUUUUGAUGGCUUCAGGUUCAACAACAUUCACAAAAAUUGUCAAUAAAUGGAACACUGCUUUAAUCGGCCUAAUGACCUACUUCAGAGAAGCAGUCGUAAAUACCCAAGAACUAUUGGACUUAUUGGUCAAAUGCGAAAACAAAAUUCAGACACGUAUUAAAAUCGGUUUGAAUUCAAAAAUGCCAAGUCGUUUUCCACCUGUUGUCUUCUACACGCCUAAAGAAUUGGGUGGGCUUGGUAUGCUUUCAAUGGGCCACGUUUUAAUCCCUCAGUCUGACUUGAGAUGGUCCAAACAAACUGAUGUCGGAAUCACACAUUUCCGUUCUGGGAUGAGUCAUGACGAAGAUCAAUUGAUUCCCAACUUGUAUCGUUAUAUUCAACCGUGGGAAUCCGAAUUUAUUGAUUCGCAAAGAGUGUGGGCCGAGUAUUCACUCAAAAGACAAGAAGCUAACGCUCAGAAUCGUCGCCUCACUUUGGAAGAUUUGGAAGAUUCUUGGGACCGUGGUAUUCCAAGAAUCAAUACGUUGUUCCAGAAAGAUCGUCAUACUCUUGCCUACGACAAAGGCUGGAGAAUUCGAACCGAAUUUAAACAGUAUCAAGUUUUGAAACAAAAUCCCUUCUGGUGGACUCACCAGCGCCACGACGGCAAAUUAUGGAACUUGAACAACUACCGAACUGAUAUGAUUCAAGCGUUGGGAGGUGUUGAAGGUAUCCUGGAGCACACCCUCUUCAAAGGCACUUAUUUCCCGACUUGGGAAGGUCUUUUCUGGGAAAAAGCGUCCGGUUUUGAAGAGUCCAUGAAGUACAAAAAAUUGACCAAUGCACAAAGGUCCGGUUUGAAUCAAAUUCCAAAUCGUCGUUUCACCUUGUGGUGGUCACCGACCAUCAACAGGGCCAAUGUUUACGUUGGUUUUCAAGUACAGUUGGAUCUGACUGGUAUUUUCAUGCACGGUAAAAUUCCAACAUUGAAGAUUUCGUUGAUUCAAAUUUUCCGUGCUCACUUGUGGCAGAAAGUGCACGAGAGUAUUGUAAUGGAUCUUUGUCAAGUUUUUGACCAAGAAUUGGAUGCUCUUGAGAUUGAAACUGUGCAAAAAGAAACAAUCCAUCCCAGGAAAUCAUACAAAAUGAACUCGUCUUGUGCUGAUAUUCUUCUCUUCUCAGCUUACAAGUGGAAUGUUUCGCGACCGUCGUUAUUGGCUGAUACCAAGGAUACGAUGGAUAAUACAACCACACAAAAAUACUGGAUUGAUGUUCAGCUCAGAUGGGGUGAUUAUGAUUCCCACGAUAUCGAAAGAUAUGCAAGAGCUAAAUUUUUGGAUUAUACUACUGAUAAUAUGUCCAUUUAUCCAUCUCCAACAGGUGUUUUGAUUGCCAUUGAUUUGGCUUACAAUCUUCACAGUGCUUAUGGCAACUGGUUCCCAGGCUGCAAGCCCCUGAUACAGCAAGCCAUGGCUAAAAUAAUGAAAGCCAAUCCUGCUCUAUACGUGUUGCGUGAACGUAUCAGGAAAGCUUUGCAGUUGUAUUCGAGUGAACCAACUGAACCUUACUUAUCCAGUCAGAAUUACGGAGAACUUUUCUCAAACCAAAUCAUUUGGUUUGUUGAUGACACGAAUGUGUAUCGAGUCACAAUUCAUAAAACUUUCGAGGGUAAUUUGACCACAAAACCAAUUAAUGGAGCCAUCUUUAUCUUCAAUCCAAGAACUGGUCAACUGUUUUUGAAAAUCAUUCACACUUCAGUAUGGGCUGGGCAGAAACGUUUGGGACAGUUGGCAAAAUGGAAAACUGCCGAAGAAGUGGCAGCUUUGAUUCGAUCCUUACCUGUUGAAGAACAACCAAAACAAAUUAUUGUAACUCGAAAAGGAAUGUUGGAUCCUCUCGAAGUCCAUCUUCUUGAUUUCCCGAACAUUGUUAUUAAAGGAUCAGAGUUGCAAUUGCCGUUCCAGGCUUGUUUGAAGAUUGAGAAAUUUGGUGAUCUUAUUUUGAAAGCUACAGAACCGCAAAUGGUGCUUUUCAAUUUAUAUGAUGAUUGGCUCAAGACUAUUUCGUCGUAUACUGCAUUUUCUCGACUCAUUUUGAUCCUGAGAGCGUUACACGUUAAUACAGAACGUACAAAAGUGAUUUUAAAACCGGACAAAACCACAAUCACUGAACCACACCACAUUUGGCCAACUCUCUCUGAUGAUGAAUGGAUCAAGGUGGAAGUACAGUUGAAGGAUUUGAUUCUUGCCGAUUACGGAAAGAAAAAUAAUGUUAACGUCGCCUCACUGACCCAGAGCGAAAUCCGUGACAUCAUCCUCGGUAUGGAAAUCAGCGCCCCCUCAGCCCAACGCCAACAAAUCGCCGAAAUCGAAAAACAGACAAAAGAACAAUCGCAACUCACAGCCACCACAACACGAACAGUCAACAAACACGGUGACGAAAUCAUCACAAGCACCACAAGCAACUACGAAACCCAAACCUUCAGUUCAAAAACCGAAUGGAGAGUGCGUGCCAUUUCGGCAACGAAUUUACAUCUGCGAACCAACCACAUUUAUGUCAGUUCGGACGAUAUCAAAGAAACCGGCUACACGUACAUUUUGCCGAAGAAUGUCCUCAAAAAGUUUGUCACCAUUUCGGAUUUGCGGGCACAGAUUUGUGCCUUUUUGUACGGGGUUAGUCCACCUGAUAACCCCCAGGUUAAAGAAUUGCGUUGUUUGGUGCUCCCGCCCCAGUGGGGCACCCACCAAACUGUGCAUAUACCCAACACGCCCCCAAACCAUCCGUUUUUGAAGGACAUGGAGCCCUUGGGUUGGAUUCAUACACAGCCUAAUGAAUUACCCCAACUAUCCCCACAAGAUAUAACAACGCAUGCUAAAUUAAUGGCUGAUAACCCGGCAUGGGAUGGGGAAAAGACAGUUAUAAUCACUUGUUCCUUUACGCCAGGAUCUUGUUCUUUGACUGCUUAUAAAUUAACACCCUCUGGUUAUGAAUGGGGGCGGGCUAACACCGAUAAAGGGAACAAUCCAAAAGGGUAUCUCCCAAGUCACUAUGAGAAGGUGCAGAUGUUGUUGUCUGACCGGUUUCUUGGGUUCUUCAUGGUUCCAGCCCAGGGUUCGUGGAAUUACAAUUUCAUGGGUGUGCGACAUGACCCCAGCAUGAAAUAUGAGCUACAGUUGGCUAAUCCGAAAGAGUUUUACCAUGAAAUACACAGACCAGCCCAUUUCUUAAAUUUCUCAUCUUUAGAGGACGGUGACGGGGCUGGAGCUGAUCGGGAAGAUAUGUUUGCUUGAGUUCGUUUUUAGAACUUUGGAUUGUUAUCUAUAACAGUGAGACACUUUCUUUCCUAAAUGGUUGUUCUUGUGUCACGAAGUUGGCUUUAAAUCCUGUUCCAGAAUGCAGUUUUUCGGAACAAGACCGAGGGGCCGUUAAGUUUGGAAUUAGUCGUGCAAACCUUUGGCAUUUAAUCGGAAUUAUUUGAAAUUAUUAAAAUCUGGAAAAGCUGAAAUUCUUUUUGGAAUUGCUCGAAAUUUUUUGCGAAAUUCUGGCAUUACUUGAAGUGGAAAUUAAUUUGGAAUUACAAAAAUCAAGUUGGAAUUGUAAUGGGUCAUUGGAAUUACUGGAAUUUGCGUUGAAUUUUUUGGAAUUGGAAUCACAUGUAUAAAUUUUUUUCAAGUUAAGGGCCUCUCGGAUCAGACGCAAAGGAACUUGAAGCCAAGAAAUUAUGGAUUCUUCUUACAACCCUCAGCGAGGAAACUCCUUGGCGCAUGGCAUUUUAAAAGCUCUUGUUCUCCCGAAGGCGAUACUGCGUUUUGAUGGAUGGAUAGAUCGGCAGGUACUUAUUUUGUUAGUGUAUUUACUCUCGUCAUAUAUAAACAAUUUGUCUGUUCAGUUUGACAUAGAAUAUCAUUCAUUAUCAAUGAUAUGUGAUAAUUUGUGUAUGUGGGAUUCAACAGAUGUUUUGUGGAUUAAGUUUUUUAAUUGUAAAUCAUCUCGUAUGGUCUCAGUUCACGACAGU